This is a messenger RNA of Penicillium maclennaniae, 1278 nucleotides long. RefSeq lists its product as uncharacterized. The transcript has a single exon. The record is from RefSeq and is a predicted model, not a curated record. NCBI's taxonomy places the organism in Eukaryota, Fungi, Ascomycota, Eurotiomycetes, Eurotiales, Aspergillaceae. The coding region runs from base 1 to 1278 and encodes 425 amino acids.
AUGGCACCCGCUAGAACGCGAAGAGCACGUCAGACGGAACCUUGGAAUAUUCUCAACAAUGUCAAUAACUCGGUGACUCAGAAGACCCCUGCUACUGCCAGCAAAGCGCCGCAGAGAAGACACACGACGCAUCGCGCAAAUAUCUACGAUGUCCCCGUCUCGCCUGAACCCGCAGGAUUACCGGAAACGCCCUCGAGACCACUCCGCAGUGGCCUUCGGAGCCAGAAUCGCCCUUCGACACCCGAGCCCAGUUCAUCUGAUGAUGAAGAAAAUUACACCGCGCAACCGGAGGAUGAUGCGCAGUCAGACGACUCCGCAGGGUCGAGCGAAGAUAUAGAUCGCGAAGACGACGAAGAUAAGCCUGCUGAGAAUCGACAGUCGGAGGAACUCGGUAGCCAUGGUUCAUUCGCAAGCCUGAGCCGCUCCUAUGAUGACGGCGACGUGAAUUAUGCCAACAACAACGUGCCUGGUUCCCCAUCUUCAACCCCUUCCAUCCCAGAGACCCCGCGACUUGCGCCCGCUCAGCCAAGAAACAAGCUUCCCACCGAGUUUUUUGAGCAGUUUGAAGUCCAAAGCGACCCUGAAAUCUCCGAUCAACAUCAAGCUGAAGGAAGCCCGGAAAUUCAAGAGCUUCUCGAUUCACAACUUGUGGAUUCACAAUUCAAUGAACAACACCAAACCGAAACAAAUCUUGAUCGAGCUUACCGCCGAGAGUUGCAGGAGUGGUUCGACCAAGAGAUGGAGCUUUUAGAUUUGAAAAAUGAAUCGCGAUUCCUACUUCAGAAGUCAAAAUGGUUAAGAAAACAGGCAUCGCGACCGAAGCCCGACGAACUGAGUGCUGCAUUUGCCAUAAUUUCUGAGCUUCGUCACAUCUACAAGGAGAUACUGGAGAUAGAAUAUUUAUCAUCCGAUCUCAAAAGGGAUCUCCGAAACCUCAAAGACUCGCUAUUCCUGGAGUUUGUGCGGCUAAGGCGUUACGCUAUGUGGGAGACGAAGGAUGAGCCUAGCGCAUAUCUGAUUGAUCAGUUUCAAGCGUAUAUCAUACCCAGGAUCAUCACUUUGAUGCUUUACGGCUUCAAGUUGUAUCGAAUGUUAGGAGAAUCAGCAAACGCCCAAGUCCAGGACACUCUAUUGCUCUUGAUACAAAUCAGUCUGAAGAUCAGGGAGGCAGUCGAGUCGAGAUACCUAGUCAAGGAAGACGAUUUUGCAAAUGCGUCCGACUGGACUCGGCCCAUUUAUCCCCCCUAUGAGACAUAUAUUCAACUAUCUGCACGCUAG